GAAAUUGUUUACUCUACUUAAACGCUUAAAACGAAUACCACUUAUCCAACUCAAAUUCAACAAUCUACAAAUUCAUAAAAUGGAUUUGAAAAUUCCAUUUCCAUUUCAAUUUAUUAAAUGGAAUGAAUUUGAAAUAGAUGUUAGGGAUUUAGAUACUUAAUGUUACCAGGCAUCUUUUUCAAAAAUACUGGCUAUCUUUUCCUGAAAUAUUGGAUAAACGUUUGUCCUAUUCUUUUUCUCUUUUAAAAAUACAUCUUAUAUUUUUGCAGAAAAUGUGGCUUUACAUUCAAAAAAAGAAAUUAUUAUUGAUAACAAUUUUUAAUAGAUUUACAGCAGAUUUUUUUAAAAUUGUCAUUUGUUAUGGGGUAAUGUUUCUAGAAGAGACGGAAAAACAAAUUUCAAUGCACCCAAUCUAUCAUUUGAAUUAUUUGGAGAAAAAUAUUUUUUACAAGGUUUAUCAAACAAAGAGUAACAAUUGGGUAGUUAUUGGGACAUGGUCUGAAAGUCAGAAGAGUGACUCAUUUGUUUUUACUGAAAAUUCAGUUUCUGGUAAGUAUACUGCUAAGGCAACAGGGAUCUAUUAUUUGUCUGCUAAUGUUAUUUUUAAAGACAGCAAUGGACCAAUUUAUAUUAUGAUAGCUGUCAAUAAUCAGUUAUCAAAACGAACUGCUUUAUAUGCAACAAAAGGAAAACUAUCAGUAGUUCAAGACAGUCUUAGUGUGUCUGGAGCCUUAUUUACUAAAAAAGAUUCUUAUGUUAAUGUUUAUGUUAUGAUUGAAAAUGAUAAUAGCUGGUCCAUAGAUAUCGAUUCAACUUUUUCAAUGGUGUUUCGUGGGUAUCAGACAAAUAUUUAUGGUGUAACAACAGUUCUCACAAAUAGUUUAACUUACACUACAUCUGGUUGGUUUGAGAUUGGAAAAUUGAAAUCUCAAAUUGCAGCAGGUCCAUUUUUUGAUUUUUGGGGAGGAUUUAAUCCAGACACUGUAGAGUAAGUAGCUAAAAAUGUACAUUUUUUUAAAUUUUGUUUUUAGAUUAAUUAUACUUGUAUCUUUAUUUCUUUUUCAGUUUUGUUGCUUUUAAGCAGGUUUUUACAUUGUGAGUGCUGGAA
Molecule: messenger RNA, 1108 nt
Organism: Hydra vulgaris (swiftwater hydra)
Lineage: Eukaryota; Metazoa; Cnidaria; Hydrozoa; Anthoathecata; Hydridae
Source: RefSeq, a predicted model, not a curated record